Lepus europaeus (European hare) is the source of this 5737-nucleotide messenger RNA. It is a transcript of the gene AGPS, whose product is annotated as alkylglycerone phosphate synthase. Gene Ontology annotation, biological process: lipid biosynthetic process. Gene Ontology annotation, molecular function: FAD binding; alkylglycerone-phosphate synthase activity. NCBI's taxonomy places the organism in Eukaryota, Metazoa, Chordata, Mammalia, Lagomorpha, Leporidae. Bases 16 to 1980 code for a protein of 654 amino acids. The transcript is spliced from 20 exons. The record is from RefSeq and is a predicted model, not a curated record.
CACAAGGCGGAAGCCAUGGCGGAGGCGGCGGCUGCAGCGGGCGGGACCGGCGCGGGCGCGAGCUCGGGCUCUGGAGCUGACCGGGAUCGGGACCCAGAUCGCGCAGGGCGGCGGCUGCGGGUUCUCUCGGGCCAUCUGCUGGGCCGGCCCCAGGACGCUCUGAGUACCAAUGAGUGCAGAGCGCGGAGAGCCGCGGCAGCGGCCACGGCGGCGCCCACGGCCACUCCCGCCGUGCAAGAGUCGGGCAUCAUCCCCAAGAAGCGGCAAGAAAUUAUGAAAUGGAAUGGAUGGGGAUAUAAUGAUUCCAAGUUCUUCUUCAAUAAGAAGGGGCAAGCUGAAUUGACUGGGAAAAGGUAUCCUCUUAGUGGCAUGGUUUUACCAACUCUUAGAGAAUGGAUCCAAAAUACCCUUGGAGUAACUCUGGAGCAUAAAACUACCUCUAAAGCAUCUUUAAAUCCUAGUGAUACUCCUCCUUCUAUUGUAAAUGAAGAUUUUCUUCAUGAACUUAAAGCAACCAAUAUUUCAUAUUCACAAGAAGCAGAAGAUCGAGUAUUUAGAGCUCAUGGUCAUUGUCUUCAUGAGAUAUUUUUGCUCAGGGAAGGAAUGUUUCAGCGAAUUCCUGAUAUAGUUUUAUGGCCAACAUGUCAUGAUGAUGUAGUUAAGAUUGUGAAUCUAGCUUGCAAAUAUAACCUUUGUAUCAUACCAAUUGGUGGCGGAACAAGUGUUUCAUAUGGCCUGACGUGUCCUGCGGAUGAGACACGAACAAUUAUUUCUUUGGACACUUCACAAAUGAAUCGAAUCCUUUGGGUUGAUGAGAACAAUCUGACAGCUCAUGUAGAGGCUGGCAUAACAGGACAAGAGUUGGAAAGACAGCUUAAGGAAAGUGGUUAUUGUACAGGUCACGAACCAGAUUCCCUGGAAUUUAGCACUGUGGGAGGAUGGAUUUCGACUCGGGCAUCAGGCAUGAAGAAGAAUAUCUAUGGCAACAUUGAGGACCUGGUGGUUCAUAUAAAAAUGGUAACACCUAGAGGUACAAUAGAAAAAAGCUGUCAAGGACCUCGUAUGUCAACAGGCCCUGAUAUCCAUCACUUCAUCAUGGGAUCUGAAGGAACUCUUGGUGUAAUAACAGAAGCUACAAUAAAAAUCAGACCAGUCCCAGAAUACCAAAAGUAUGGCUCAGUAGCUUUCCCUAAUUUUGAACAAGGAGUAGCCUGUUUAAGAGAAAUUGCAAAACAGAGAUGUGCUCCUGCAUCUAUUCGCCUUAUGGACAACCAGCAGUUUCAGUUUGGUCAUGCUCUUAAACCUCAGGUUUCCUCUAUUUUUACAUCAUUUUUGGAUGGAUUAAAAAAGUUUUAUAUCACAAAGUUUAAAGGAUUCGAUCCAAAUCAGCUAAGUGUAGCCACAUUAUUAUUUGAGGGGGACCGUGAGAAAGUUCUUCAACAUGAAAAACAAGUAUAUGAUAUUGCUGCAAAAUUUGGUGGGCUGGCUACCGGAGAAGAUAAUGGACAGAGAGGUUAUUUACUCACCUAUGUCAUUGCGUACAUUCGAGACUUGGGUUUGGAAUACUAUGUAUUAGGAGAAUCUUUUGAGACUUCUGCUCCUUGGGACAGGGUUAUAGAUCUCUGCAGAAAUGUCAAAGAAAGAAUAAUAAGGGAAUGCAAAGAGAGGGGUGUUCAAUUUGCUCCUCUUUCCACAUGCAGGGUGACUCAAACAUACGAUGCAGGUGCAUGUAUCUACUUCUAUUUUGCCUUUAACUACAGAGGAAUUAGUGACCCACUGUCCGUGUUUGAACAAACUGAGGCAGCUGCCAGAGACGAAAUCCUUGCUAACGGAGGGAGCCUCUCGCAUCAUCAUGGAGUGGGCAAGUUACGGAAGCAGUGGCUAAAGGAAAGUAUCUCUGAUGUUGGCUUUGGGAUGCUGAAGUCUGUCAAGGAGUACGUGGACCCCAAUAACAUCUUUGGAAACAGAAACCUUUUAUAAAUCCUUUAGAAUCAUUAUGGAAAAUGUCACUUUUUUGUUUUUUAAAGUCUUCAACUAUGGUUAUACCAGUAAUCAAAUAUAUCAUGGAUUAUAUUUUGGCUACAUUUGUUUGUUGGUUUAAAAUAAGUUUGUUUUCCUUCUGUAGUUUGUUUUGUUUCCACAUCUGUGGAUUGACAGAUGGUAUUCCUAAAUCUCUCACUGUAGGCAUCAGUUUACGGCCAACCGGUUGUCAUUUCAAAUAUUAAGUAGCUCAAGGCUGCCAGUUAUUUCAGAGGAAGAUGCUCCCGGCUGUUUUGUAUUGAAGCUUCCUCUUGGGGAACAAAGACAGAUUUUGGUAUCAUCUAUCGCUUAUCUAGCCUCUUUUUAGAACAGUGUUUCUAGAAGCAGAUAUCUAGGGAAGGAUUCCACUGAGGAGUGUUUGUGUGUGUGUGUGUGUUUUUAAGAGCAUAUUCUAUUGUAAGUAGGCCAUUAAGGGAGGAUGCUCAUGAAAGAACUUAGGCAACAUGUUACUUAGGACUUGGUUAGUGCUGUAAGGUGCUUGGCCUACAGUUUUCUUUGAAAUUAGUAUACAGUUACAAAAUCUUAAAUCAUCAGUGAACAGUUACUCUGUUCUCCUUGUUUCUGUUGCUACUGAGGGAUGAGUUGUAUUUGUAUCACUGAGAUAACCCGAGAUUAUGUCCUACUUCACUCAUUCUAUAUUUUGUGAGAAAAGCCAACUUAUCAUCAUUGUCCAUGAAGAACAGGUUUACCAUGAAGUGAAUGCCUCCGUUUAACCUAGAGUCCUCAUGUUUCUGAUUUUACUUUCUUGUUGCUGAACUGCAGAAGCAUCUAUCACAGGAGCACAUGGAAGAUUCCUUACACUUAGUGUCUCCAGUUGAAAGAAUUGUUUGGCUAAAGAACAGUCAUUGUUCAGCUAUUAAUUUCGAAAGACUCAACAGUUUCAAUAACAAAAAUCUUUUUGUUUAAAUUAGCCCAAACAACGUGAUACAUUUUCAUUAUAAAAGUAAAGUUUUGAUUUAGUUUUUAAUAAUGGUUUAAUGCCUUUUUUGAAUUACUGGUUUAACCUAAAUUUUAAAAAAUGUAAUGUAUUAAUGCAUAUACCAUAAUCAAAAGUUUGAAAUAUCCUAUUUCUUAAAUAAUGAGAUCAUUAAUCACAUUUAGCAAACAUUUUUACAUCCAAACUUGGAUAUUAAAAUAAGUGAAAUGCUUACUUUGAAUCACUGUCAGAGUUCAUGAUUCACAUUUUGAGAUGGAUUCUUUUCUUAAUGCAAUACCUAACUUUUGAUAAUUUUUUAAAAUUAAUAUUUGAUCAUAUAUAAGUCAACAUGCAGAUGAUCCUUUUAAAGGACACGCUGUCUGUCUAUGUAGCAACAGCUCCAAAGUCUUUUUGGGCCGUUUGAUACCUUUUAUAUCUGAAGUAGCCUUAACCAGAAAAGUGAAAAUUUAAAAUUGACAAAAUGAUAUUUUUAAGACUUCAAAAUGAUAAUUUUUAACUAUUAAAAUUGGCCUCAAGCUAAUAAACUUAAAUCUGUAAGCAAAUUAAAAUUAAAUAUUAGUUUAGCAACAAAAACUAAAUAUUUAUUUUUUAGAUGCUGCCUCUCUUCAUUGUGAUUUAUUUUUAAUUAUAAAAUGUCCAGCAAAUCUUUGCUUAAAGCCCUUGAUAUUUGAAAUUGUGUGACACUUGAUGAGAAAAUUGCCUCUAGAAUUAUAAAAUUCUCAGCUUUCUAAAAUGCUUCUAUACAUGAAGGUAAUUUCUCUAAUUGGUGAUCAAAAUGUAAAAUUUAACAAGGUACUAAUAUCUCACUGGAAGUGUAUACAUGUUUCUGAAUAGUUUUUUUUUUAAUAAAACAAAUUCAUAAACAGAUCCACUCCUUUGCAUGUGAUUGUUACAUUCUUUCCCAGGGAGUUUGGAUUUCAAUAACCUCAGCAAUCCGUAUUUAAUAUUAGGAAGCUAUAAGUGUAACAUCUGAGAUCCUUGUGUUCACUAUUCUCUAUCAGCAUUAUGGAAAUUACUGCAUUAGGUCUAUUUCUUUUUCCCAUGUAUGCAGGACUCCCCAGCCAUGAUUUUAUAAUGGUGACUGCAUUAUAUAGUUCACGUCAUUUCUACAGGGAUCACAUUAAAACACAAGAACAUUCAUCUGUACUGUUUUCACUCUGAUUUAUCAAAUCAGAAGACCUUCCCCCACUUUCACACACCCACUUCUGGGAGGUGCCUCAGUAUAGACUUCCAGUCUGUGGAGGACUGAGCUCAUGAAUAUGCACAGAAGCACUUCAACCAGGCCUCUUCUGAAGUAUCUGAAAAUGGCUUCAUAAAGUUAAAGCCAGGAGAACAGUGUUUAUGUGAGGCUUCUUAUCUCAUUUUGAGUAUGUUGAUUUAAAUUUUUUUAAGUCUGUAGCCUAUUUAGUUUUCAGUAUUGCAUAAUACUGACUUUACUUUCUUAAAGUUGUAUUUAUAAUGUUUUACUUAAGUUUAAUGAUGUCACAUUUGGGUUGGGGUUUCCCUGGGAAAGGGAACUUGCUGCUAGUGAGAGAUGAUUUUGAAUACUAAAGAUAAUAUGAACAGGCUUUAUUGACCCUUAAACUGUUGCCUUAAUGUUUGGUGCAAUUUAUAGUAGUACGUCAGUGAAUUUUUGGUAACCUGAGCUAAGUAACUUGAGCUUUUUUAGUUUAGUAAGAGUUGUGAGAAGCCACAUGUUUAUUGUGCCCAGGAUUGUACCACAAGGAAAGAGGAUUAAAUUCUUUUUCCCUUCUGAGGAAUUGGGAAUUUUCUUCCUAAAAGUGCUUAUAUAUUAUAGUACUGUACUUAAAAAUUAUUAUGAAACUGGAAGCCUUUUGGUGUGCCUAAGUUGAUACAUUUUGAAAAAACAAAGUGCAGUAAAGGAUGAGCUUCCAUCAGUGUGUGUAUUAUGCCAGAUACAGAUGGUUGCAAGGACACCUUUUUUUUUUUCCAGAAUACUGUAUGAGUAAUUGCUAAAUCCUAGCUUGCAAUUUUGAAAAUGCCUCUUGCAUGUUGGCCCAUGAGAUUUUUCUCUUAAUGUAUUCUUUCAUAGCUUCCUAACCAUGGAUGAUCAGCAGAACUGUAAUCCCAAACAGAAGUGUGAUCCUUUGGCUUUUCAGAUGAGGCUGGAUUUGCUUGCACUUCUGUUCUAUAUAAUUGUGGGAACACAUUUGUUUACUCUGGGUUGAUUCACAAAUUCCAUGUGCUGGUGCUUGAGGCAGUCAGAUGGGAUACUGUGGGAGGCAUAUCUGUAUUUUAAGAAACACUGAGACAGGAGUUAAGGACAGGUUUAAUAACUUUUGAUUUACCACUUAAUCUUUAGCAACUUUGGUUUUAAUCAGGGCUUAGCUCAUGGUAGGAGAAAAGUAGAAAAUGGCAAGUACCAGUUGAGGAUGGAAGAAUCUGCAGUGUUUCUCCUUUGGCUUUAUGAGCUGUGGAAGUGUGGCUUUGCUCAAGGCUUCGUGUUCCCAAAUGAGCCAUAUGUCAAUAUAUUCACUUAAUUCUUACUAAUUUCAGUUUCCUGAAACAGAAACAACUUAUACAUUGAUGUUGAAAUCCAGAAAGUGUAAAAGGUUUACUUAAACUGUUGAAAUAUAGUGUCUGAUAUGAAGGAUGUAAGUUACUCAGCUUUCUGUUCCCUAAGCCAGUGUUUGUCUUCAGUGUGAAAUUUAACUGUACAAAGUACUUGUAAUGUCAAGAGAAUAUAGAAACAUAUUAUUAAUAAAAUGGACCUGGGUCUAAGAAUUCUUUUUCCUUUAA